Molecule: messenger RNA, 2634 nt
Organism: Batrachochytrium dendrobatidis JAM81
Lineage: Eukaryota; Fungi; Chytridiomycota; Chytridiomycetes; Rhizophydiales
Exons: 2
Coding region: 1-2634 (877 amino acids)
Molecular function (GO): protein binding
Source: RefSeq, a predicted model, not a curated record
AUGGGGGCUAUCAAAUACUUGGACAUUAUUCCUUCAAUCGAUCCGUCAUUUUCAUCAUCAGAGUUUAUAGUGGAAGCAGGAUGGGGCACUCCCUCGUUCAUUGUUGGUGUAGUCCGUCUUGUUGCAUCCAAGCCACUUAAAGAAGCUAAACUUGUUCUUGAAUUCCAAGGUGAAUCAGAAACCUUUUGGGUUGGUUCCAAGGUUCGCAAAUCAGGCGAUCCUCCUGGAGAGACCUUUGCUCGUCGAUUUCAGCUUGUGGCAACUGUUGUUAGAAACUCAAAAGAAGCCUUAGAACCCAACGAGUUUGGAUCCAUUACACUGCCAUUUAAAAUUCAUUUACCAGCACAAAAAUUGCCACCUUCGUUUACUGAUUCCAGAGGAUGUAUUAAAUAUAGUCUCAAAAGUACAUUGACAUGGUCAGAAACUUUGAAACUAUCAAGGCCAGCGCACACUGUAACAGUCCCGAUUACCAUUGUGAUGCCACGUGCACAUAGGCUCAAACUUAUUCGUACACCCUUGACUCUAGAAUAUGACACGCCGUACGAUCCAGACAAAUGUACAUGCAUGAUUAGACUACCUACCCGAGUUUAUAUUCCAGGACAGCAAUUUACGAUACAGUUUGCAAUUCCCUAUGUACCUCCAGGUAGAUUCAUCACUGCUGCUCAGGUAUCAAUAGAAACCAAUACGACAUACAGAUCGGUUACAAGUGAUGCCACAAAACGCAACAGAAACGCAAUGGUGUGGAAUCCAUUUCCUUUGGCUAUUGCACGCGAGCUCCCAGCACCGGGAGAGUUGGGUAUCUCUGAUUCCAACAGUCCAUCUAUAUUUUUUCGAACUGUGCAGCUAGUCACUGAUCCAAAACAUCACCAAAUCACUCUUGAAAGCUCUAUUAUCACUGUUUGCUCCUUGAUAAAAUUUCAAGUGUUUUUGGAUGGAGACAAAGAGCCUCAUUUUGUAUUUGAUACUCCGAUUACGGUAAUUCCUGCAGAUACAAUUAAAGAAACUACUGCGUUGCAAGCACUGAAACUUUCUCACAAACAGAUUCGUCCUAUAAGUGAGAUUGCACUAAGCGCAUCAAAUCAAAUGUUGGCUUGUGGAUACAAAAGAUCGAGCUUUAGCACUGCUGUUUCAGCCAAGCGUGUCAGUUCUAAUAUUGAUGACAGUAUAACUUUGCGGAGCAUGAGCAGCAAAAGUGAAGCACUUAGUGUAAACAGUCUGAAAUAUAAUUGCAUUGACCAAUCAUCUUCAACUCAUCGUAGCACUUUCAGCAGCAGCCACAGUGAUUUACAUUCAACAGAUUCCUAUGAUCACAUAUUAAACAUGCCUUUUAUGUCUACACGCUCUACUUCUUCAAAAAGCUUGGAUACUCAGAUCCCAUCAUCACUUUAUCAAAAUACUUUAAAAGAUACAUCUUUAACACAUGUCAAAUCCAACUCGAGUAUGCAUACGAGCAGUGAUUCGGUAUCCAAUCCCUCACCUGUACGAAAUCUCGCGCCACUCCUCGAGAAUUAUGUAGUCGAGUUUGCAUCAAAAGAAUGUCAUGAUGGCAUAAAAGCUGUUGAUACUGACAGUGAUCCAAGUCAACUAUUGUCGAUUGAUGAGAUUUCUAAUCGUCUUGCAAAUUUGACUCGCAAAGAAGUUGGGUUGUCUAGGGUGUCAUCAUUAUCAUCUCAAACUACAAAAUCAACCGAGUCUAUUGGAAACGGUAAAGCUGCUGUUGAUCAACUCAUUGUUCAACUAGACUCCAAAAACACUGGAACUUUUUCCAAGCACAUACCAAUCUAUAGAUCUACUGAAAACAUGUGUCAACGGCGGCGGUCUGCAACGCGACCAUCAUUGAUCAUCAACACUUCACAAAUAAUGUUUACCAGAAAAUCGACAGAAAAUGUUGAAACAUCUGUAGAUAGUGAAUCGAGCACGGCAAGAUUGCAAGACUUGUUGGAUAGCCUUGAAAGUAAUUCAGAAUCUCCAAUGAAUCAAUAUGUUUGCGCAUCACCCAUACUGAAAAGGCAUUCUAAUCACAAAAGUACAGGUCAAUCAAGUUUAGCACAUGGCAAUCGCUUUAAUCAAAUUCAAAAAAUUGAUGAUUUACUUGAAUCAUUGCUUGAACUUGAAAAGAAGCACGAAAUCCACGAAAAAUCAUCCAACAUAGCUACCUCUGACAUGCCUGAUAUAACUUUACCAAUACGAUCAAGCAGUAAACUGAAUCAAUCAAGCACUUUCAAGUCCUUGCAUGAUGUUUACCAAAACCAUGGUUCUCAGAUGCCACCAACACCCCCACAAAUCUCUCAGCGACAAUCAUCAAUUGAUUUAUCAUACAACCCAUCUAAAUCUGUAGAUUUACAGCAACUCUACAACAAAAGUAGUUCAGCUCUAUGCACUCCUACAUCUGCUGUUUCUUGUGAUAAUACCUCGCUUGUUGAAGAGCCAUCCACAUAUAAAAAUAGUGAUGCGCGGUUUAUUGUUUUGAAUACACAUGUUCCUAAGCGGCCAGAUGAGCUUCAUUUGCUUGUCGGCGAUAUAGUGUGUAUUCAAGAAACUUUUCGAGAUGGAUGGUGCUGGGGAUACAAUGUUGCAACCAGAUGUGAGGGAUCGUUUCCCAUGAAAGAGGUUCAACUGUAUGAUUCAAUUUGA